Molecule: messenger RNA, 951 nt
Organism: Parathielavia appendiculata
Lineage: Eukaryota; Fungi; Ascomycota; Sordariomycetes; Sordariales; Chaetomiaceae
Exons: 2
Coding region: 1-951 (316 amino acids)
Biological process (GO): very long-chain fatty acid biosynthetic process
Molecular function (GO): oxidoreductase activity, acting on the CH-CH group of donors
Source: RefSeq, a predicted model, not a curated record
AUGGCGAACACGUUCAAGGUCAAGCUCACCAACCGGAAUCCUAAAAGGCCCAUCAAGGGGCUCCCGGCUUUCGUUGAUCUGGCCGACGAUGCCACGGUCGAGGACGCCAAGAUCGUGAUUGCCCGCCAGGCGGGCAUCAAGGAUUUCAACCGUAUCGGCGUGUAUGACCCGGUAUCCAAGGAGACCCUCAAGAAUCGCAAGGCCCGCGUUCGGGAUGAGGCCGGUGUCGCCAAAACGGCUGAGCUGGUCGUCAAGGACCUGGGCCCUCAGAUUGCCUGGCGCACCGUCUAUCUCGUCGAGUACCUUGGCCCGAUUCUUUUCCAUAUCUUGAUCCCGUUCAUCCGGCCGUACAUCUACGUCUUCUCGCCCUUCGCGUACAAGAAUGAGAUGGAGACCCCUCUGACACGGGUGCAAUGGCUGCUGUUUGGCCUCUUCCACCUCCACUUUCUGAAGCGCGAGUACGAGACCGCCUUCGUGCACAAGUUCUCGGCCAACACGAUGCCCGCCCGCAACAUCGUGCGUAACUCGGCCUUCUACUGGCUCAUAGCAGGUCUACUCUGCGCGCUCGACAUUUACGCGCCGAACAACCUCGCGGCUCGAGACGAGCUCUCGCUGCUCGACUACGUCGGCCUCGCCAUGUACGCCGUCGGCGAGACGUGCAACUGGAUGGUGCACCAGCACCUGGCCAGCCUGCGCAAGCCCGGCGGCACCGAGCGCGCCAUUCCCAACUGCGUCGGCAGCAGUCUCGUCACCUCCCCCAAUUACAUGUUUGAGGUUCUGGCGUGGACCGGCGUCAUCCUCAUCAGCCGCAGUUGGACUGUCGUGGUUUUCAUCUGCACCGGUAUUGUAUUUAUGCGCAGCUGGUCGCGCGAUAAGGAGAAGGCGCUGCGUGCGGCGUUUGGCGAUCGCUACAAGAAGAAGCGGUACACCAUGCUGCCGGGACUGAUCUAG